CGCCCGUAAAGAGCUGGGGAAUGAGGCGACUGCAGGAGCCUUCGGCGUCGCAGCUUGGGCGAGCCCCAUGAGGAGGGGGAGAGGCGAGAGCGCGUCUCAGCAGGGAAAGGGAAGAAGCCGGCGUUAGCGUGAGGAGCAGAUGGGCUCACUUAAAUCACAAUGUUGGAAUCAUAUGUGACUCCUAUUCUGAUGAGUUAUGUCAAUCGCUAUAUUAAGAACUUGAAGCCCUCCGAUCUACAGCUGUCACUCUGGGGAGGAGAUGUAGUUCUUAGCAAACUUGAACUAAAACUUGAUGUACUGGAACAGGAGUUGAAACUGCCGUUUACAUUUUUAAGUGGUCACAUUCAUGAGUUGCGUAUCCACGUGCCAUGGACAAAGCUUGGUUCCGAGCCAGUUGUGAUUACAAUCAAUACAAUGGAAUGCAUCUUGAAGCUAAAGGAUGGGGCCCAGGAUGAUCAUGAAAGCUGUGGCUCCAGUUCAACUAAUCGUAGCACCACAGAAAGUGCAAAGACAUCAGUGAGACCACGAAGAAUUCAACAGACCACUCCUGAUUCUGAUUUGCCACCAGGCUAUGUACAGAGUUUAAUUUGGCGUGUUGUAAACAAUGUCAAUAUUGUCAUCAAUAAUCUCAUACUCAAAUAUGUCGAAGAUGAUAUUGUUCUUUCAGUCAAUAUUACUUCAGCAGAAUGUUACACAGUGGAUGAAUUUUGGGAUCGAGCAUUUAUGGAUAUAUCAGCAACAGAUAUGGUAUUAAGGAAGGUGAUCAAUUUUUCUGACUGUACGGUGUGCUUAGACAAGAGGAAUGCUAGUGGGAAAAUUGAAUUUUAUCAAGAUCCCCUACUUUACAAGUGUUCAUUCAGGACCCGUCUGCACUUCACUUAUGAUAAUCUUAAUUCUAAGAUGCCAUCUGUUAUUAAAAUCCAUACUUUAGUUGAAAGCUUGAAACUGUCUAUUACUGACCAGCAACUUCCUAUGUUUAUUCGUAUAAUGCAACUUGGGAUUGCACUGUACUAUGGAGAAAUAGGCAACUUUAAAGAUGGAGAAAAUGAAGACUUCGUUUGUCACACUAAGGAUGUUUUGGGAAAUAUCUCAGGUUUGGAAGAUGAAAUAGGGCAUGAUAUGCAGUAUGUUCCUCCAGAGUCUUAUGUUCAACAAGAUGAUGACCAGCAGCAGGGAUGGGUAUCAUGGGCCUGGUCUUUUGUACCUGCUAUUGUGGGUAAUGAUGCUGAAGAGGGAGACUCCGCUGGAACAGAUGAUGAAUCAGCAAUGAAUCAGCAGAAAUCACCAACUGUUAAAGAUCCUGUGGUAUCUAUUGGAUUUUACUGCACAAAGGCCACUGUCACGUUCAAGCUUACUGAAAUGCAAGCUGAAAGUAGUUAUUACAGUCCACAGAAAGUAAAAUCUAAAGAAAUAAUACGCUGGGAACAAGAAGGAACUACAGUUGAGGUCCUCAUGAGGGGAGGGCCCUUCUUUGACUGCCAAAUAGGCUUCGUUGGUUGUCAAGCUCUUUGUCUUAAAGGAAUUAUGGGAAUUAAAGAUUUUGAAGAAAAUAAUAAUAGAAGUGAUGCAGAGGCCUACUUUUUCAGUUGUGGAGAAAAUUUAAGCACAAAAGGAAUGACAUAUCUCACCAAUUCACUGUUUGAUUACAGAAGUCCAGAAAACAAUGGAGUUCGUGCAGAUUUCAUUUUGGAUGCAGCUGCUCACAAGGAGAUGUACACAGAGAUAUCUGGAAUGCAGAGGUUUGGGGCUUUCUACAUGGAUUAUCUGUACACAAUGGAAAGCACCAGUGGCAAAGGUUCUGGAAAUCAAGCAGAGGCAUCUUUAGUGAAGAUUGAAGACUUGGGCAGUGUUCAUGAGAUGUCUACAAAAAGUCUGAUUGUAGGCCCUCUCAGUCUUCGACUUGACAGCAGUGUAGUGCACAGGAUUAUGAAAAUGGUUACUUGUGCUUUAGAACAUGAAUAUGAGCCAUACAGCAAGCCUAACGAAGAUUUUAUAGAUGCAACUAAAGCUGUGCCAAGCUCAGAAGAAAUAGCAGUUUUGGAGGAAUGUAUUCCAACCCGAAUUACCAACUUCACGAUUCUGAAAUGCACUGUUACAGUUCCCAUGGCUGAAUUUAACUUGCUGUGCCACUUGCUGCCUGUAAUCAUGGGUCAAAAGAAUUCAAGCAGCCUCUUAAAUACUACCAGUCUUCAGCCUCUACGUCCUCUACCUUGUAUCCAAAUAUUGGUGGACAAAAUUGUCUUGGAACACUCUGUACCAAUGUAUGCUGAAUACCUUGUACAAGCUGUCAGCAGCCUUAGCCAACCAUCUGAUAACUUACUUCACUAUUGUUAUGCACACUGCUAUCUGAAGAUAUUUGGUUUUCAGGCAGGGCUGUCCUUAUUGGAUAUUAAUGGGUCAUACAGCUCACCAGUCUCAGUCAUUCCCCCUUUCAGUACUGCUAUUUAUGGUAAAAUGCUGCAGCUUCCAAAGUGUUGGUCAAAGCGGUCUCAUGUUGCUGUGAAAGAAUGUAUAUUUGAGCUUCCAAAUCUGACAAUCCAAGCAACGAGAGCCCAGACAUUUUUACUGCAAACUAUUUGGCAGAGUUGGGUUUAUAUUGGAAGUGUUAAUUCACCUGUUGUAAAUGAAGCUUUGCUGAAUGAGGUCUUCCAACUAUCAGGUGUGAAAUCUAAGAAUCCCCUGCCAACUCUUGAGGGCUCAAUCCAGAAUGUUGAAUUGAAGUACUGCAGCACAUCAUUGGUCAAAUGUGCCUCUGGGACCAUGGGAUCAAUAAAAAUUUGUGCCAAAGCCCCAGGUGAUGGUGGAAAGGAGAAGCUAAUCCCUUUAAUUCAAGGACCAUCUGAUACUAGAGACUUGCACAGCAGCAAGUGGCUCAAUGAAAGCCGAAAACCAGAGUCUCUCCUUGCUCCAGAUUUAUUGGCCUUCACGAUUCAAGUCCCUCAGCAUAAGGACUACAGUUAUAACUCAGGUGCUGUGCUUUUAGCAAACAUGCAGGGAUUAACAGUCAACAUUGACCCAGUCUUAUAUACUUGGCUUACAUACCAACCUCAGAAACGGAGCAGUAGACCCAUGCAACAGUCUGGAUCAGUUUCUCUUGGGACGCCAGUAACUAGGAAAAAAGAGGAUGAGGUGUCAGUUGGAAGCGCGCCUUUGGCUAAGCAGCAAUCAAAUCAGGCCUCAGAAUAUGCCAGCAGUCCUGUCAAAACAAAAACAGUAACAGAAUCUCGGCCUUUAUCAGUUCCAGUGAAAGCCAUGCUGAGCUCUUCUGAAAGCUGCAACAAAAGUCCUGAGGAAAGAAUGAAAGAAUUUAUUGGAGUUGUGUGGAAUGCAGUCAAGCGCCUUACACUUCAGCUUGAAGUGCAGUCCUGCUGUGUGUUCAUUCCAAAUGACAGUCUGCCAUCUCCUAGUACAAUUGUGUCUGGUGAUAUUCCUGGGACCGUCCGAAGUUGGUAUCAUGGGCAGGCCAGUAUGCCUGGAACUCUUGUUCUUUGCUUACCCCAGGUAAAGAUUAUGAGUGCUGGCCACAAGUACAUGGAGCCCCUGCAAGAGAUUCCCUUUGUCAUGCAAAGACCAAUUGUCGAAGAAGGUGAUGCUUUCCCUUGGACAAUCAGUUUGAAUCAUUUCAGUAUCUACACUCUUCUUGGGAAGCAAAUGACCCUUAAUUUAAUAGAGCCCAUGGGUUGCACUUCUACUUUGGCAGUGACUUCACAAAAAUUGCCUGCUGCAGGGUCUGAAUAUAGGCACUCAUUUGUUGUAUGUCUUCAUGUCGACCUUGAGUCACUAGAAGUAAAAUGCUCAAAUCCUCAGGUGCAGUUGCUGUAUGAACUAACAGAUAUCGUGAACAAAGUGUGGAAUAAAAUUCAAAAGAAAGGGACUUUGCAUCAAUCUGUGACCUGCACAGAAUCCAUUUCAGGGCCUGUACCUCCUAGUUCCCCCGUUAAAAGCAGCGUUGGGACAGCUCCACCAGAUACCAGCACGUGUAGCCCAUCUGCUGACAUUGGGACAACUACAGAGGGUGAAUCUCUUCAAGGUGGCGAUGAUUCUCCAUUUUCAGACUCUGUUACCUUAGAGCAAACAACAAGCAAUAUUGGCAUAGCAAGUGGACGUGUUAGCUUAUGGAUGCAAUGGAUGUUGCCAAAGCUCACAGUAAAGUUGUUUGCUCCAGACCCAGAAAGUAAAGGCACAGAGAUUUGCGUUGUUAGUGAAUUAGAAGAUCUCAGCGCCUCAGUAGAUGUACAAGAUGUCUACACUAAAGUGAAAUGUAAAAUAGAAAGCUUCAAUAUUGACCACUACAGAAACAGACCAGGAGAAGGCUGGCAAUGUGGAGUUUUUGAAGGCAUAUUUCUACAAUGCAAAGAAAAGCUUGUGACAACUGCAAAACUUUUGGAUGGUUCUCAUCAACAGCACGGAUUUCUCUCCCUGACUUAUACAAAGGCAGUCACCAAAAACGUCCGUCACAAAUUGAUUUCAAGAAAUGAACGGAGAAUCUUGCAUAAAUUAUCUGAGAGUUUCACUGACGGUUCUCCUCAUUUCCUCCAUGAGAUCCUUCUUUCAGCUCAGGCAUUUGAUGUUGUCCUCUGCUUUCCUUUUCUCAAUGCAAUUGCAAGUAUAUUUCAAGCAAAAUUGCCACGGAGUCCAAAAGAGAAAAGAAAAUCACCAGGCCAGCCUACAAGGACUCAUAUACUCACAUCUCGCAACUUGCCACUAAUUUAUAUCAACACUGGGGUAAUCAGAAUAUUCUUUCCCCACAUGGAAGAAACGCAGCAUAAUAUAGAAGCUAACAAAGAAGAUACUUUGGUCCUUAGAAUUGGUUCUGUGUCUAUGGCUCCGCAGGCUGACAAUCCUCUUAGUAGAGUUGUGCUGAGAAAAGAUAUUUAUCAGAGAGCUUCAAAUCUAGGAAUUAUUCGAGAUCCUGGAUCAGAGGUUGAAGACAGGCAAUAUCAAAUAGAUCUCCAUUCCAUCAACAUUGGUACAGCUCAGUGGGAUCAGUUGAAGCCAGAGAAAGAGAAUGGCAAAGGAAGGACACUGCCAGAAAAUGAAAGAAAUUCUCAGAAUCCAGCACUUGAAUGGAAUAUGGCCAGUAGCAUAAGGCGACAACAAGAGCGGAGAGCUAUUUUAACUCCAAUCUUAACAGACUUUACAGUACGAAUAACCGCAGCUCCUGCCAUCAUUUUCACGAAAGUAAUUUCACCAGAGAAUUUGCAUACAGAGGAGAUUUUAGUUUGUGGCCAUUCUUUGGAAGUGAAUAUGACAACAAGCUUGGACUUCUUCCUCAGUGUGGCUCAAGUACAACUUCUACAGCAAUUAAUACAAGCGAAUAUGGUUGCUUUGGAACCGUCCAGUAAAGCUGCAGAGGUUACCAAACAGGAACAGAAAAAAAUGGAUACAUCUGAGGGAGGUAUAGCUGAAACAUCUUCACGUUACAGUGGUGCCCAGGACAGUGGUAUUGGCAGUGACAGUGUUAAAAUCCGAAUAGUUCAAAUAGAACAACACAGUGGUACCAGCCACCACCGCAUUGCCCGUCCUUCCCGGCAGUCUUCAAUUGUGAAGAACCUGAACUUUAUUCCCUUUGACAUUUUUAUUACAGCCAGCCGAAUCUCUUUUAUGACAUACUCAUGUACCGCGUUAGCUAAAUCAAAAUCACUGGAGGAUCAGAAGGAUGGUGAAAAAAUAAGCAAAAGUUCAUUAAAACUUUCAGAAACAGACUCAGGCAUGGAUAAUAAUUGCAAAAAUCCCAUUGGAGUAGGCAUUUCAUCAGUAACAGCAGAUGAUCUCCUGAACAGUAAUAGUUCAUUAACCUCUGCUAAAAAGGCAGGAGUUCUGUCACUGGAAAGUCUCCAUGCUUCUACAAGAUCAUCUGCUAGGCAAGCCCUGGGUAUAACUAUCGUUCGGCAGCCUGGUCGCAGAGGAACCAGUGACCUGCAACUAGAGCCAUUUUUGCACCUUGUUGUAUCCCAACCUUCUUUGAUCUUAAGCUGUCAUCAUAGAAAACAAAGAGUGGAAGUAUCUGUAUUUGAUGCUGUCCUCAAAGGUGUAGCAUCAGACUACAAAUGUACAGAUGCUGGAAAAACUCUCCCAGAAACUCUUGACUACUGCAAGACAUGGUUACAGACAGUGGCAGGAGAAAUAGAUCCUAAAAGUGGCAUCCCACCUCCUCUCAUCACGUUCCAGAUUAAAGACUUUCUCAAUGGGCCAGCUGACAUAAAUGUGGAUAUAUCAAAGCCCUUGAAAGCAAAUUUCAGCUUUGUCAAGCUAGAUCAAAUAAAACAAUUUAUGAAGAAGAUCAGAAGCAAAAGUGAUUAUGAGACCCAAGAAGAAAAUGCUUUAGCUGCUGAUAGUCUUCCAAAGAAGGAUGACACCUUGACAUCCCCGUGUUACAAAAGCAGGAUUUCUUACUCAGAAGAUCAUGGUGAUGGAGGGCAGAAGAUUUCAACUCAAGAAAAUCUGUGGAGGGACAUUUCCUGUUGUCAGAAGAUUUCUGUCCACACCACUCAGAUGGUGGUCUCUGUGGAAACUCACCCAAAUCCUAGUAAACCCUGCUUACUAGCAUCUUUAGCAAGUCUCAGUGGACAUUUGAAUGUGAAAGCUAACUCUAAGAGUAAAGGUAUAAUUAAUGGCUCAUCUUUUAUGCUUGAUAUCAAUGAUUUCCUCAUUAAGACAAGUCUCAAGGAAAAAAGCCGAACACUGGUUGGACCUGUCUGCGGUUCUGUCAUUGUGGAAGCUAAAUGGUGUAAGCACAGUGGUAACCCUGGUCCAGAGCUGUCAGUUCCAAAAGUCCAUGUUGACGUGAGAGGUGGACUGUUGCAGGUUUUCUGGGGUCAAGAACAUUUGAAUUGCUUAGUUCUUAUACAUGAACUUCUGCAGUGUUACCUUCAGCGAGAAGAGAGGAUGGAGAAACAGAGCUCUGAUCAUAUAUAUCCAAUGCCCCUUCCUUCAGACAGAAACCAGGGCUCUAAAACAGAGCAUACGUCAGAUGAUCUAAGAACAGGCUUGUUCCAGUACAUACAAGACACAGAGGCGCAGAAACUACCCAGUGCCUAUGAAGUUGUGUUUUACAAUGAAACGGAGGAUAAUCCAGGAAUGAUGUUAUGGAGGUAUCCAGAGCCCAGGGUGCUGACCCUUGUGAGAAUUACUCCAGUUCCUUUUAACACCACAGAAGACCCAGAUAUUAGCACUGCAGACCUCGGUGAUGUUCUACAGAUUCCUUGCAGCUUGGAGUACUGGGAUGAGCUCCAGAAAUCAUUUGUAGCAUUCAGAGAAUUCAGCCUAUCAGAAAGCAAGGUUUGUGAACUGCCACUGCCUAGUAUUGACUUAAUGACUGACCAGAAAGAGCUUGUAGCUUCGGAUCUUUGGAGGAUUGUCCUGAACAGCAAUCAGAAUUCAGGAGAUGACCAAAGCUCUGAAAGUGAAUCAGGCUCUCAAAGUGUGUGUGAUCAGCUUGUAACUCCUACUGCAUUAGCAGCCUGUACCAGGGUGGACUCAUGCUUUACACCUUGGUUUGUGCCUGCCCUUGGGGUUUCCGUCCAGCUUGCUGAUUUAGAACUUCAUCUUUGCCACCAUCUUGAUCAGCUAGGCACAGUGACUCCAAAGUUCCUUCAUCCAUUUAUCUCUGAUAAAAAUGUGCCAAAUGAGCUGGAACACUUAAUAAUCUCAUUCAAAGAACCACAUAUCUAUCUACGGCAGUGGAGUGACAGCUCAGUCUUCAAAGAGAUCCAAUUCUCUACCAGGAUUGACUGCAAACUUUUGGAAUAUCGAAACGUAACAAUGCAGACUAUUGUGAAGCCCUUCGGGAUGUUUGGGCAGAUUGCUGUUUCUGGCAAUUUAGAGGAAAAGCUACUGGACUGCAAAGUUACUGUGGACCCCGUAUUUGUCAGCUUUGGGCAACAUGCAGUUCACUCUCUCCAUAAAGCAAUUCAAGCUUGGCAACAGAACCAGUGCCCCGAGGCAGAAGAAUUGGUCUUCAGCCAUUUUGUAAUCUGUAAUGACACACAGGAGACACUGCGGUUUGGCCAGGUGGAUACUGACGAAAAUGUUUUGCUGGCUAGCCUCCACAGUCACCAGUACAGCUGGCGCUCUCACAAGUCCCCGCAGCUGCUCCAUAUCUGUAUUGAAGGUUGGGGAAACUGGCGGUGGUCUGAGCCAUUUAAUGUAGAUAACACGGGAACAUUUAUCAGAACCAUUCAGUACAAGGGAAGGACAGCAUCCCUUAUCAUCAAGGUCCAGCAGCUGAAUGGAGUGCAAAAACAAAUCAUUAUUUGUGGGAGACAGAUUGUGUGCAGUUAUCUCUCUGAAAGCAUUGAACUGAAAGUCAUUCAGCAUUACAUAGGGCAGGAUGGCCAGGCAGUUGUGAAGGAACAUUUUGAUUGCCUUGCUCCAAACCAGAAGCUACCUUCAUAUGUCCUAGAAAACAAUGAGCUAACAGAAUUGAGUGUGAAAGCUCAAGGAGAUGAAGACUGGUCAAGAGAUGUCACCCUUGAGCCCAAGCACACUGAAUACAGCAUAGUCGUUCAGGUGCCAUCUUCAAACAGUUCUAUUAUUUAUGUAUGGUGCAUGGUUUUGACGCUGGAGCCCAAUUCGCAAGUACAGCAACGAAUUAUUGUUUUCAGUCCUCUUUUUAUCAUGAGAAGCCAUCUUCCAGAUCCCAUCAUCAUUCAUUUAGAGAAAAGGAGUCUGGGAUUGAAUGAAAUACAAAUAAUUCCAGGAAAAGGGCAAGAGAAAUCACUGCAAAACAUAGAACCUGAUCUAACCCAUCACCUGACCUUCCAAGCUAGGGAAGAAGAUGAUCCAUCCGAAUGUGCUGUCCCCAUCUCAACAGCACUUAUUAAGCAAAUAGCCACCAAAUCAAAUACUGGAGGCACUGCAAAUGAAAUACUUUCUGAGUUCUAUGGAUGUGGCAGUCCUCCUCAGUCGGUGUGGCCUUAUUCAAAAAAGGAUUGUGUCAGCAGCGAACAGCUCACUCAGUGGGAUAGCCCCAUGCGGGUGAAACUGUCUAUGUGGAAGCCAUGUGUGAAAACUCUGCUGAUAGAACUCCUGCCAUGGGCUCUGCUGAUCAAUCAUUCCAAAUGGGAUCUUUGGCUCUUUGAAGGAGAGAAGAUUGUUCUGCAGAUACCUGCUGGGAAAACGAUGAUACCUCCAAACUUUCAGGAAGCUUUCCAAAUUGGAAUAUAUUGGGCAAACACAAACACUGUGCACAAGUCAGUAGCAAUUAAACUUGUCCACAAUGUCACAUCGCCAAAAUGGAAGGAUGGAGACACUGAGGAGGUGGUAACAUUGGAUGAAGAAGGGUUUGUUGAAGCUGAGAUAAGACUUGGAGCCUUUCCAGGGCAUCAGAAGCUGUGUCAGUUCUGCAUUUCUUCUAUUAUUCAACGUGGUAUUCAAAUCCUGCAAAUCGAAGACAAGAGCAUCAUUGUCAAUAACACUCCAUACCAAAUAUAUUAUAAGCCCCAGCUCUCUGUCACGAAGCCCCAGUUGAAAGAGGAGUGCCUACAUAUUCCAGACAGUACUACAUUUAGCAUCUUCUCUGCAACAGAGUCAGACAGUUCAAAAACAAGCUCCAUUCUUUUCUGGGAUCUGAUGCCUGAUAUGAACCAGUCAGUUCCUGAUGUGCUGCCUCUUCAAAAAUACAUGUUUUUAAGCUUCAGACCUGCCGUAAACGGCCAUGCUUUGUGUUGGAGCCCACCAGCCAUUAUCAGACAGGAAUUUCCAAGGCAGAGUGUAGCCAUACCUAUUGCAGAUAAAAAUGGAAAUGACUUCUGCACCAGAGCUAUAGCAUUAACUUAUCAGGAGCAUCUUGGGGUGACAUAUUUAACUUUAUCAGAAGAUCCGAGUCCUCGCAUAAUUAUCCACAACAGGUGUGCUGCCUCAUUGCUUUUAAAGGAGAACAUCAAAGACACACCAAGGUUUGAUGUUUACUGCAAACAUGUCCCAGCAGAAAGUUCAGUGCACCAUGAACUUUAUCAUCAAGUUUCCAGCUAUCCAGAUUGCAAAACCAAAGACUUGCUACCCAGCAUCCUUUUGAAAGUGAUACCAAUCGAGGAAUUAACCAAUGAGUGGAGUGAUUUUGUGGACAUUAAUAACCAAGGCACACAGAUCAUCUUCUUAACUGGCUUUGGCUAUGUUUAUGUGGAUAUUGCUCAUCAGUGUGGAACUAUAGUGAUAACUUUGGCCCCCGAAGGUAGGCCAGGACACCAGAUCCACCUGAACAGAACUCAAGAGGAGAGUCUCGUGUUUCAAAUGUUCAUCAGCCAGCUGAGCUUUGCUGUGUAUGAUGAUGUCACAAACCCCAGAAUAUCAUCCGAACUUGUGCGGUUCAUGUUGGACAAUGUUUACCUUCGUAUGGUUCCAGUUGCCAGCUACCUCAGACCUCUGUCUCAUGAAUUUCCCGGGGAGACCACUAGCGACCUUCAGUUUUAUACUCUCCAGAUCUUUUGUGGAGACUUGCAGCUGGACAAUCAGCUUUACAACAAAUCCAAUUUCCAUUUUCCGGUCCUGCUCUGCCAGGGAGAGAAAAACGAGCCCAUGCAGUGGACUAAAGUGCAUAACCUCAUGGUAUCCAACAAAGACUUGGAAGAGUACAGCGAAAACUCCUUCCUCAAACUCUGCUUCACUUUGUUGAAAGAGCAGAAUUUGCUGUUUCAUGUGAAUGACCUCAGUUUUGAAAUGAAACCAGCAAGAUUGUAUGUGGAAGACACGUUUGUUUAUUACAUUAAGACUUUAUUUGAGACAUACCUGCCAGACUGCAGAGGAGUCUGCCAUUCCACAAAAACUUCUGCUUUAAACCAGAUACUGCCUGAAAGGGUGAGGCAGCAUGCAAACGCUUUGCUCUGUCCAGUGAAAUUAAGGAGGUUAGCAAUUCAGCCAGUUAGCCUCUUGGUCAGCAUCCAUGCCUCACUGAAGCUAUAUAUUGCUUCAGAUCACACCCCUCUCUCCUUCUCCGUCUUUGAGCGUGGACCCAUUUUCACAACUGCCAGGCAGCUGAUUCAUGCGUUGGCCAUGCAUUAUGCUGCAGGAGCAUUAUUCAGAGCAGGAUGGGUCGUGGGAUCUCUGGAAAUUCUUGGAAGUCCUGCAAGCUUGGUAAGAAGCAUAGGAAAUGGGAUUGCUGAUUUCUUCAGGCUCCCGUACGAAGGACUAACUCGUGGUCCAGGAGCCUUUGUUAGUGGCGUUUCCAGAGGAACCACAUCCUUUGUAAAACAUAUUUCCAAAGGCACGUUGACAUCAAUUACCAACCUGGCAACAAGCCUUGCUCGGAAUAUGGACAGGCUGUCACUGGACGAGGAGCACUAUAACAGGCAAGAAGAAUGGAGAAGACAGCUCCCUGAGAAUCUGGGAGAAGGACUGAGACAGGGUCUCUCUCGAUUAGGCAUCAGCCUUCUAGGUGCGAUUGCUGGUAUUGUAGAUCAGCCAAUGCAGAACUUCCAGAAAACAUCAGAGGCCCAGGCUUCAGCUGGACACAAGGCCAAAGGUGUCAUCUCUGGUGUAGGAAAAGGAAUCAUGGGAGUUCUGGUGAAGCCCAUUGGAGGGGCAGCUGAGCUAGUAUCACAGACUGGCUAUGGUAUUUUGCAUGGAGCUGGACUUUCUCAGCAUCCCAAACAGCGCUAUCCUCCAAGCGAUCAACAUGCAGAGCAGGCUCCAAACAGCCACGUCAAAUACAUCUGGAAAAUGCUUCAGUCUCUAGGGAGACCAGAGGCUCACAUGGCCUUGGAUGUGGUAAUUGUGAGUGGAUCAGGCCAGGAACAUGAAGGAUGCUUGCUGCUUACUUCAGAGGUGCUGUUUGUGGUUAGUGUCAGCGAAGACACGCAGCAGCAAGCAUUUCCAGUGACCGAAAUUGAGUGUCUACAAGAUAGUCAACAAAACAACUUGCUGAAGGUGCAGCUCAGGCAGCAGAGAGUCCCUUGUGACUUGGAGGCUGACGGAGGCAGAGAGAGGCUGUCUGAACAGCAGUACAACAGACUCGUGGACUACGUCACGAAAGCUUCCUUCCAUUUUGUACCCAGCCCUGUAUCUCUGCAGACCCCGACACAUGUUGUCGCUGCAGAGCCCAUUCCUACUACGGUUAAGACUUAUCAGUACCUUGUGGAUCCUGUUUUUGUCCAAGUAUUUCUAAGUAAAUUUACUACAGUAAAAAAUAAAGCUUUAAGAAGGGGGUUUCACUGAAAAAAGCCUGUAGCAGGAAUUCUGUUUCCACUUUAAAAGUGUAAUGUCUUCUAUGCAGUUGCUUAAUGUGAAUUUUUAAUUCCACAUCCCACACAACAACAUAUUUAAAUUUUGUGGGCUGGUAUAGUGGAGUAGCACAAUUUUUUUGUAACUCAAGAUUAGAUUUUCUGUAUAGCCUAUCUGGCAUGUGGUGGUUCCUGAUCUCAUCCACUUCCCAGGCAGAUCUGCAAGAAAUAUUAAAGUGUUGUGUCAAAUCUUCUAAUAAGCUAAGCUGUCAAGUAAAGGGAAAUGUAGAGCUCUGUGAGAUGAUUGUGAGAAUUCUUUGUCCUUUUGACUAGGAAAAUCAGACAUACGGAGAUAAGAGAAACAGUGCGCAAUGAGGUGUUCUUGCCUCACAAAGAAUAUCCCUGUUUGCUGUAUCCUAUUUUAAGGUCUGCCAGUUUCUGUUAUAAGCAAGGUUUAUAACUCAGCUGUAAAAACUUGCUCAGGGCUGAAACUUUUACUCCAAGCGCUCCAUCCUAUAGCAAAACAUUUCCUCCCACUCACUCUGAAAGCAUUGAAGUGACUGUUUUAAGUUACUAGUGACAGCUGGGUUUUAGCACUGCUCGAAUCUUAUAAGAGCUUUCUUUAUUUGACUGAAAUUUUGCAGGACUUUAGUCCUUAAUAUAAACUAGUGCCUUUGUGUAGUUUGGAGAGCAGAACGGUAACUACAGCAUUAAUUUAUUUUUGAAACUUCCUGCCUAUAGUAAUCUUGCUUCCCUGUCAAAUUUUUCUUACAAUUGUCAAAUGUAUAUGCUGUUUUGGGCUUUUUGGUGAUACAUAAUUAUGCAAGAAAUGUAAUAAGUUUUAUUUGGGGACCAAUAAUAUUCCUUUUUAAAAGCUUUAGGAGCAGUGUUCUCACUCCAGUGCACUAAAACUAGAUGAAAUGCAGCCUUUGAUCUGAGGUGUGUUACUUGGAAGCCAGUCCCCAUGGAAGUAGGAUUUCCAUCUAUUGUGCUUAGGAGUGUUGGUUUCGCAGCUCCUUCCAACUGUCUUCAUUAACUUCUGCAGCCUGCAUUAUCUGUGAAUCCUCUAUGGGAAUAUACUCAAUGGAGAGCUAAAUAAAAGGAAGUUUUGCUAAAUCCGUGCUGAUCUGAAAGCAGGUCCGCCCUGUACUUCACUGAGCAUCCCAGGAAGAACGCAGUACACCACUCCCUUUCAACAUGUUGUUCACCACCAUCAGUACACUCUGGACUUUUUUUUACUUAGGAAGGCCCUACUAAACCUACUAAAGUUCAGCAAGUUUGGGGUUCUGCCCUGAUGCUGUUUGUUCACCACCAAUUUUGAGAUGACUGAGACUUUUUUAAAAAGAAGUUUUUUCUCCCUCUAAUGAAUGAAAACCCAUACUUUGUAAAGUCACCAAAAAAGUGUUACUGAGGACAGAAAAGGGGGGAUGAAUCCUUGACUUCUUCACAACAACUCCUACUAGACCCAUUUAAGACGCCACAGAACAAAAUCCAAUUAUAAUGGCUCAGAGGCUCACUCCUACCUUUUUUCCAAACAGAUAUGCAGUGGAUCAGUUAUCAGCCUAAUCCAGUGGCUUCUCACACUUUGGUACUCUGCAUUGGUGCCUGUGCACUUAAAAUUUUAGACUAUACUGGGUGUUUUCAAGAUGAAUGUGAUUUUAGUACACGGACUUCAAAUUCUGUUUUGCAGUCUGGACUCAAUUCCUGUUGCCAUAACAGCUAUUAGAUUUACUUGUGAUGGAAAUGGACUCAGCAGGUGUCAGUUUGGGAAACAGCACUUGUGGGUUCUUGGUUAUUGCCUGCUUCUGCAUGACAACUCAUGGUCUAAACAGUUCUUCAUGCUCAGGUUCCAGGGAAAGAGAUCAAUGGCAGACAACCAAAAGGUUAUUAAAGGGGUGGUAAAGGAAUAAUUUUUUCCAGUUCCCCUAUCUCACUGCAGACUCUCACUUCACCUUCCACAUUAGUCCUGAGUUUCUGUCAUUCAGCAUGAUUUUAGAGAAAUAAGUGGGCUGCAGCAGGAGGGGGAAGAUCUGCAAGAAAAGCUCUUUUCUGGGUGUGACAUGACUUAUAAUAGCAGAAAGCAGCCUUUGUUUGCAUAGGGCUCUGUGGAGUCCUGUGCAAGCUAUACUCAAAGUAUACUAAGUCAGGAAUUGAAAUUACUCAAGCUGUUACCUUUUGCUGCCUAAUUUUCUUAGACAUCUCCUAUGCCUAAUUGGCACACUGUCAAGUACAAGAAAUGAAGAAUGUAUUGAUUUUGGUAUGCUUCUUAUGUAUUCCUUUUUUUAAAAAGUUACCUCUGGAAGCUAAGUUUCUUGUGUAAAUUGAGUUAAGCAUGACCCAUAGUUAACAUUUCAUACAUUGAUCUGUCUACUGGUCAUUGUUUAUUUUGAAAAAGCACUAUUUAAAAAUAAUUAAUUCCUAAAUAUUUUAUGGUAAAUACAGAGUUAUAUUGCUAGUUUUACAUAUUGGUUGCAUAUAUUAUUAAUAAUUCUGUUCAAGGAAAAUAAGAUUUCUAUAUUUCAUUAUGUACAUUUUCAAGUAACUGCAGAAGCAAGGGCAUAUCUGCUCCUGGAACCAUUUUAUUGCUCAUUGUUUUAUGCAACUUAAAGCAACUGUUUAAUACCUAUAUAAUUAAA
Messenger RNA from Eublepharis macularius, 14794 nucleotides. RefSeq names its product vacuolar protein sorting 13 homolog B (gene VPS13B). The transcript is spliced from 62 exons. The coding region runs from base 160 to 12153 and encodes 3997 amino acids. The record is from RefSeq and is a predicted model, not a curated record. NCBI's taxonomy places the organism in Eukaryota, Metazoa, Chordata, Lepidosauria, Squamata, Eublepharidae.